This is a messenger RNA of Ornithorhynchus anatinus (platypus), 2676 nucleotides long. It is a transcript of the gene TBC1D10A, whose product is annotated as TBC1 domain family member 10A. The record is from RefSeq and is a predicted model, not a curated record. Lineage: Eukaryota; Metazoa; Chordata; Mammalia; Monotremata; Ornithorhynchidae. Bases 1 to 1554 code for a protein of 517 amino acids. The transcript has 9 exons.
AUGGCCAAGCUGCGCGGCCCGCGGGGCCCGGGGCGGCCGGAGGGCGAGGGCGGCCAGGGCCCCCGCCGGACCCCGGACCCCGCCCUCCACCCCCGCCCCGACGACGACGACGACCUCAGCUCCCUCGGCUCCGACUCGGAGCUCAACGGCUUCGCCCAGCGCCGCAUCGACAAGUUCGGCUUCAUCGUCGGCGCGCAGGGAGACCAGGCCGCGCUGGAGGAGGUCCCGCUGGAGGUGCUGAGGCAGAGAGAGGCCAAGUGGCUGGACAUGCUCAACAGCUGGGACAAAUGGAUGGCCAAGAAGCACAAAAAGAUCCGGCUGCGGUGCCAGAAGGGGAUUCCCCCGUCCCUGCGGGGCCGGGCCUGGCAGUACCUCUCCGGCGGCAAGGUCAAGCUGGAGCAGCACGCGGGCAAGUUCGAUGAUCUGGACACCUCUCCGGGGGACCCCAAGUGGCUGGACGUGAUCGAGCGCGACCUGCACCGGCAGUUCCCUUUCCACGAGAUGUUUGUGUCCCGGGGCGGCCACGGCCAGCAGGACCUGUUCCGGGUGCUGAAGGCCUACACCCUGUUCCGCCCCGAGGAGGGCUACUGCCAGGCCCAGGCCCCCAUCGCUGCCGUCCUGCUGAUGCACAUGCCCGCCGAGCAAGCCUUCUGGUGCCUCGUGCAGAUCUGUGAAAAAUACCUGCCGGGCUACUACAGCGAGAAGCUGGAAGCCAUCCAGCUGGACGGGGAGAUCCUGUUCUCGCUGCUCCAGAAGGUGGCCCCGGUGGCCCACAAGCACCUGAGCAAGCAGAAGGUGGACCCCAUCCUCUACAUGACCGAGUGGUUCAUGUGCGCCUUCUCCCGGACCCUCCCCUGGAGCUCCGUGCUGCGCGUCUGGGACAUGUUCUUCUGCGAGGGUGUGAAGAUCCUGUUCCGGGUGGGGCUGGUGCUGUUGAAGCAGACGCUGGGCUCGUCCGAGAAGCUCAAGUCCUGCCAGGGCCAGUACGAGACCAUGGAGCGGCUGCGGACCCUCAACCCCAAGAUCAUGCAGGAGGCCUUCCUGGUUCAGGAGGUGGUCGAGCUGCCCGUGUCGGAGCAGCAGAUCGAGCGGGAGCACCUGAUCCAGCUGUGCAGGUGGAAGGAGACGCGGGGCGAGCUGCAGUGCCGGUCGCCCCCGCGGCUGCACGGCGCCAAAGCCAUCAGCGAGGCCGAGCCCGGCCGGGCCCCGGCCCCCGCCCCCUCCAUCCGCCCGCCCCCGGGCACCCAGCUGCCCGCCGCCGGCCCCAAGACCAAGCUGCAGCGCCAGGCGGAGAAGGAGCAGGAGAAGCAGCGGCAGAGGGAGGAGAAGCAGCGACAGAAGGAGCGGAGGCAGGCGGAGAAGGAGGAGAGGCAGAGGAAGAAGCAGGGGAAGGGCAGCCUGGCGGGCGGGGCCCCCCGGGACGCCCCAGACCGACUCCAGACCCCCGCGGCCGAGGCGCCCGGAGACCCCGGCGACGCUACCCCGGACUCUCCCCGCCGCCACCGCUCCGAGGAGAGUCUGAACUCGCAGGGGAGCGAAGACACCUACUUGUAACCGGGCCCGGCCCGGCCCCCGGGGGUCGGGGGGGGGGCGUGGGGACGGACCGGGGGAGGGCACCCUUCCCGCCCCCGAGGGCUUCGCCCAGUUCCCCUCCCCGGGGGGCUCGGAGGAGGGGACGGGUGGAGUCGGGCCCGGCCCCCUCCGGGCUCCGACGUCCCUUAGGUCCCUUAGGACCGACGGGGUCACGGGCCCGGGUCUCGUGCCGCUCGGGGCGUCGUGACCGCGGGGCGGGGGGGGUUCUUGGAGCGGGAGAGCCCUGGGGGUGGGCUCCGCUGGAGCCGACCCCGUUUUCCCACCGCCCUCUCCGCCGGGCCCGGGCCGAGUCCGAGUCUAGGGCGGCCCAGACACUACAGGGGUCCCGGGGGCCGGAGGGAGGGCGGCCCCGCAGUCCGGUCCUCCUUUGGCUCCCCGGGGGCUACAGGCGGGGCCGCGGUCGGCCACAGUUCCGCGGCCCACGUCCCCCCCCACCCCCAGUAUUACUUUACCACACGGAAGGGCGGGCCCGGUCCCGCCGGAUCCAGCCCGCUUCGGGGCUGGCGGGGAGGAGGGUGACCCCGGGGUGGCAGAGACCAGGCCGGGUCCCUCCAACUCCUCGCUGACUAUUUAGGCCCCUCCUAGUAUUAAUAACUCAGCCCGGGCAGAGCUUCGGGGCAGGGCUUCGGGCCACGUGAGGAGUGGACAGUCGGGCCCCUCCGCCCCCCUCCCUCCGUGCGUCGUGGAGUGACCGCUCCGCGCAGUCGGGACCAGUGAAAUCCAGAGCUUCCUUCGAUUCCGGGGCCUCCGCCCCCACCCCUCGACCCCCUCCCGGACCCUUGCCCGCUCCCGCCUUGCUCGACCCCGGCCCGGGCAUCGGUGUCAGCGGGAGGUGUCCGCGAGGGUGGGCCGGGGGCGGGGGGGGCGGUCGGGACCGUGGCCCCCACGGGAUACUAGCGCGCGCUUGCGCGUGCAGGGAGCGCGGGCGUCCUAUCCCGGCCGGGGCGGACCGGAGCGGGAAGGUGACGGCGGCCACCGGGAGCCUCUCCACCGGGCGGGACACGGGCCGGGGCGGGGGCGGCUUUUCUUUAUGUAAAAUAAUCCACGGGUUUUGUACAGAAAUAAACGGGGUUCUGUAAAGGG